AAACGUAGAAUCACGAUUUGCUGUUUUAUUAUUUCGUUGUGUGUUGAGAGAGUAAAUUACGCCAAUAAUAAUAAGCAGACGCUUCUAAGCUAAAAUUAAAUUCAAACUGCAUGAUAUGAAGAUUAGUACGACUCAAAUUUGCAAAUAAACUAUUUCUUGGCAGCCAAAAUAACAAUUUCAUUUAAAAAGAGAGACAAACAAAAGGAAUGAUUAUAACAAUAAAGAAAUUGCCACAAAAGCAACAACUGCAUCACUAAACUAAAUCGCCAGCGCCGACGACGACGUAAAAAAGCAACGAGAACAACUACAUCGGUGAAGAUACCACCACCACCGCUAUUACCAUUCCACCAUCUCCACCACCACCACCAUACCAUUCGACCACCACAAUCACAAAACAACAACUGAAAUGGUGAGGGACUGACAACAGGCAUAGAAUUUGUACGUAGUGGCUCGUUCUGGUAGAAACAGCAGUCAAAACCUCUCUCAACUCUUUAAAAUGCGAAGGACACAUUAAACAGUGUAGACGUAGAUAACCCCCAAAAAAUUAAAAAACAGACGGGGCGGAAUGCUUUCGAUUCCGAGUUUACUCAGUCAUGGUUAGCCUGGGGCUAAACAACAACAACAACGGACUCUCGGUCACGUGGUUCGCCAUAGUGUUGUCUACCUUUUUUGUGGUGAGAGUUCCACAGUGAAGAUGGCGAGCCGUGGCAAUGUGGAUGUAAACGAAAGACGUUUGCGAACCAUUUACGAAUGUUUGGAUCUUGGCAACAACAAGAAGGCAGUACAAGAAGCUGAUAAGCUGCUCAAAAAACAGAGAGAUAACCAAUGCGCAAAGGUAUUAAAGGCACUGGCACUGCUCCAUCUUGGCCGGGAUGAUGAAAGUUCCUGUAUAUUACAAGAAGUUCACUCUCUGCAGCCGACAGACGAAGCCACACUUCAAGGCAUGUUGAUUUGUUAUCGAGAGACUCACCAAUUUGAUCUGAUUGCCAACAUGUACGAGAAUGCAUACAGAGCCCGGCCAGACAGUGAAGAGAUUCUAUCUGCCCUGUUCAUGUCUUACGUCCGUCUAGGAUAUUACAAGAAACAGCAUCAAACAGCAAUGCUCCUUCACAAGUUGAAGCCCACCAAGAACCCUUAUUACUUCUGGGCAGUGAUGAGUAUUGUCAUGCAGGCCCACACAGCUGAAGACAGACAACAGGCCAAGUCACUCUAUCUUCCUCUGGCAGAACGGAUGACUUUAAAGUAUAUCAAAGAAGACAAAAUUGAAGCUGAAGCAGAGAUUCACCUUUAUCUGAUUAUAUUGAAAGAAUUGGAGAAGUGGCAGGAAGCUAUAGAUUUGUUGCAGGGACCACUUGGAGAAAAAUUCACAAGUGAGAUUGAUUUUCGGAAAAAGGAAAUUGCAAGUUUGUAUUGUAAAUUAAAAGAAUGGUCCAAAGCCAACGUAGCCUACCAAGCCUUGUUACAAGAGAACCCAGAUGAUUGGAGCUUCUGGAGUCAGUAUUUAACGUGUGUCACAGAACUUGUCAAGUGUAAAAAAGACAGCAACGAAGAAGACCACAGUGAGUCGUCUGCUCAUUGCACAAUAGAAAAAGCCGUCUUGUUUAUUGAGAAACUUGCUGAUGAAAAUCGAGAGAUUGAACGGCCUCUCAGAGGUCCCUACCUCGCUCGCUUACAUCUCCUCAAGAUGUUUUACAAUGAUAACAACGAUUACUCAGAUAUUAUUGGUAAACCAGCAGACUUACUGAAGCAGUAUUUUAGUAUGUUCGGUGAUAAGGCGCGAUGUUUCGGUGACAUGCGUGAAUAUAUAACAAUGUUGGGUGAUAAGGACAAAAGUCAGUUUUUGACUUCAAUCAACGAAGAUUUACGUUUAAACAUGGGUGAUAACUCACAGGAAUUUCCUCAAACUGUGAAAGCAAUGCAACAACACAUGACCUGUCUACGUCUAGAGCGGAGUCUAGGUAACUAUGAACACAUGCCGACCGAAGACAGGAUGUCACAGGUGAAAGAUCUCCUCAAAUUUUAUAAACAUGGUCUCACACUCGGUAAAGAUCUUCUGGCCACUGAUAUUCAGUAUGCAGACACCUAUCUUCUUCUUGCAAUGCAUCUGUUGUUGGACAUUUAUAACCAAACAGGUGAUACAGGUGUGUUAUGGCAGAUCAUAGCUCAGCUGGAGAAAGGACUCAAGAAUUCCCCGUCAAAUUUCCAGAUCAAAUUACUCUUGAUACGACUCUAUUGCACGGUUGGUGCAUUUGGUCCCUGUACAGAUAUUUAUGAUAGCAUGGAGGCUAAACAUAUAAUUAACGAUACUUUAGGUUAUGUUGUUGCCAACCAUGUUAAUCGGUUGGGACAUUUCCUCUCAGCACACAUGAUGUACAACACCAUGCUUCGAUUCUUCUCUGUCAACCAUAAAGAGAUCACAGAAUACCUCAUCCCUUCGUAUAAGUAUGGAACAUUUAUUAAGAUCCAUGAAUUUGUCCAGUUCCGAGAGCGACUUCAGAAUUCCUUGCAGUACGCUUCAGCCAUCGAAGAGAGUUUGUUAUUAGACUUGGUGCUGGAGACCUGCAACCACAACAGUACAGAAAUGAUGUUAACGAAUAUGGCAAUUGAUCCAGACGUUGAUCGGACGAAAGGAGAGAAAGAUUUACAGGACAACAGAGAUUUCACAUUACUUAGUAAUUGGGACCCUCCAGAUGGACAGACAUUGAAAGAACUACAAGAGAAGUCUUUUAUGGAGGAGAAAGCCUGGCUGAAGUUACACAGUUACCUGCUGCGUACGUUGAUAGCAGCGAUCUACUUGGGUCGUCAGCCUGACAGUAGUGCUACCACUACACAGAAUGGUACCAGUGCUGUUAGUAAGAGACCAAUGGUGCAUGUUUUGAGAGACCUUAAGCAAUUAUUUCAACAACAUGUCAUCGACUGUAAACAUUACAAACUACCCAUCAAGUACACCAUCCAUGGACCCUAUCCGACACGGAUAUCUUCGUAUCUCCUACAAAACCAUCACCAAGUAUUCCUGCUAAUGGUCGAGCAUGUUCUUUAUAUUCACCUCUUGUACGAGAACGGUUUCGACAAAGCAGAUGAAGAGGAAGAAAAAAGAAUUCAGACAACUGUAGUAUCUCUCGUUGAUGGUCUGGUGUCUAAGCACAAAUGUAGUUUAAUCAGUGAAGAGAAUGGUAAGAAAACAUGGAACCUUACUUUACUGGAAAAUCUUGUGCUUUUAGCUGAGACCAUCUCACAUAUUACCAUUCUGGCAGCUGUCUGCCAUCGUAUAUUGAAACCCAUGAAGACAUCUUGGGUGAAGAAGAACAAAAAGAAGAAAGAAUUAAAUAUACCCCAGCCGAAGACUUUUGAAAAUUUCAACAACCUAACAGCAAGCCUGGAAAAGUCAACACAUGAACUCCAUAAAGCUGUCACAGAUAUUAAUCCAGUGUUUAAGUUAUUGAAUUUACAUCAUCUCAACUUGACUGAGAGUAUCUCUUCGGAAGAGGAGGACGUUGCCAUGGAGAUGAUGAUGUGGAAGAGAGUUGAAGAGAGCUAUCAACAGUCUGCUCACCAAGUCACGGACCUUUUACAUCACAAGCUGGAGUACCUCAGUUCUCUGCAUCUCUGAAGACCCCACCACCACCUCCAGCCAAACACCACCACCACCACCUUCCUCUACAAUUGCCAUCACCACCACCACCACCACUUCCUGUAACAGUUGCCAUGCAGUGGAGAGAAACCACAUCCCCUCCGCCCACCCAGCUCACUCUCUGAUUGCAUCUCCUCACACCCUCACUCUCAAACCACUACCGCCCCUACCGCUAUUGUGUCCACUCUGGCAGCAGCCGUUUGUGUGUGUGUGCAGUGGAUCUUAAGGGUUGUUUGGAGUCUCGUUCCUCUUUUUAUUCCCCCCUCCCUCCACCUCACCUCUCUCUCUCUCUUUCUUUCUCCCUCUUUCUGUCUCCCCCUCACCCCUCUCACAUCCACUCACACACUGAUUCAGAAAUGGAUUUUUUCUUUUUUUUCUUUUUUUUCCUUAUUUAACUUAAAUCUGCUGAAAAUGAUAAGUGGGGUGGUGGUAGUGAAGGGUGGGUGGGAUUUAAUGGGAGGAGGAGGGAUGGAGAGAAUUCCAGCAUGGCCAGUACUCUCGAUGGGUUGAAGCAACUAAAGAACUGACUCACUAACACACCCACCCACACCCCUUAUGUAAUUUCUAGAAAUCAAGACUUGUCAGAUAAAUUGGAAGGUCGUGGGUUCAAAUUCUCUCUGUUGUUGUUUUUCUGGGCUCAGUAUUCUGUCAUCUCGUAACAACCCCUUUUCUUUGACCGCAGUUUUAGGUCCACAUAUCAGCCUACAACAAUCAAAUGUCCUUCUAAAUUUUAUUGGUCCAAUCUAUGGAUGUUAAACGAUGAUGAUGAUGAGACUGUCUAAACCUGGGUCCCAGCGAUGUUGAUCUCGCCAUUCUUUGGGUGCAGUCUGUGAUGGCGCUGCUUAAGAAUCGGCUGAAGGUAUUUGUCCCUCUUUUUGCUCUUUAUUUCUGUGCUUCUUACUCAAUAGGAACUGGAAGUGGUUAAGAAGAAAACCUUCAGCUCUGGCCUCAGUCCACUUGGCUGACGGAGCAUAGCUUAGCAACCUGUGCUUGUGGUGGUCAAAGAGAUUUGUCUCCUCAUCGAAGACCCACAGUCAUCGGACAAAAUGAACAACAUUGAGACUCUGGCUGGAGAGUUCUUGCUGGACCAUCCCUGUGGAGUCAUUGCACAGUUUGUGGGUUGUGUGGCUUAUGCCAUAGUCCACCUGGCUGUCAAUAGGCACCAUGGCUAUAAGAAAGGUAGAGAUCUGCAAUAUAUCAGCGCACUGAUUCUGCUUUUGCUGUUCCCCCUGGGGGGAGGCAUCCGGCUCCAGUACUCAAAACAGUUGAGCCCUCGUAUUUCUCCUUUUUCCCUUCCAUCCCAGUUUAAACAUCGGGAAACUGGUUCAGGAAGGUCGUAAUCUUAACAUGGCAGACACUAGAAAGCUUGGAUGGGGUGGGUGGGAGUAGAGCAGCCUGUGACUCUGUGGUUUUGAGUUCUAAUUUCAUGAGAAAAGAAAUGAUAACCAGUGUGUCCUUUGGUGAAGUGGGGGUGCCUUUGCUGUAUGUUUAUAUCUGUCUAAUUGUGGGGCUACCAUUUAAGCACCUCCUCCUUCUCCCCUCUUGUCUACUUAUGAGACUACCAUUUAAGCAUCUCCCUCUCCUCCCCUUCAUAUAACAUAUCCAGUUUUGUGGUCGGGGGUGGACAGUGGUCUCUUUUCACUUCAUCCACUUAUCCACACACGUGCACAUCAUCACACACUCCACAGCCUUAUGCACACAUUCACUCACAUAGCCCUGUGGACGCAUUGUCUCAUAUAUAUACACACACACACACCAAUGCAGCCCUGAACACACACACACACACACUUUGUUGUGUAUGUCUACACAUGUAUAUAGUGUGUUGUGGUAGGUGGUGUAGUGCAGCAAAAACAAGAGACAGGAUCCAGUUUCAAUUCUUAACAGGAACAACAUUAAUUUUUCUCAUUUUUUGGAGGAAUUGUAAAGAAUCAAUAACAUCUGAGGUGGGUGGUUGUAGGUGUGGCCUGUGUGUGUGUGGAGAGAGAGAGAAACGAAGAGGAGGAAGAGGUAGAUGAGGUGUUUGCGGAUCAAAGAACUUUAAGAUUGCAAUAAAUGGCGUCUGUGUGUCUCUUGUGUGAAAUAGAACAAAGCAGAAUGAAUUAGGGAGGGAGGGGGGAAGCAAAGGAAAAGAUCUUUAAUUGCGUAAGUUAACGAGUUUGGAGGAAUGUUUUAAUAAUAAAAAUUUUAAAAAAAAGACUCAAAACACUAAAAAAAAAAUUCCAUAAUAU
Octopus bimaculoides (California two-spot octopus) is the source of this 5859-nucleotide messenger RNA. RefSeq names its product N-alpha-acetyltransferase 25, NatB auxiliary subunit. NCBI's taxonomy places the organism in Eukaryota, Metazoa, Mollusca, Cephalopoda, Octopoda, Octopodidae. Gene Ontology annotation, molecular function: protein binding. Gene Ontology annotation, cellular component: cytoplasm; NatB complex. Gene Ontology annotation, biological process: N-terminal peptidyl-methionine acetylation. The record is from RefSeq and is a predicted model, not a curated record.